Messenger RNA from Truncatella angustata, 1460 nucleotides. RefSeq lists its product as uncharacterized. Lineage: Eukaryota; Fungi; Ascomycota; Sordariomycetes; Amphisphaeriales; Sporocadaceae. The transcript is spliced from 3 exons. The coding region runs from base 336 to 1460 and encodes 374 amino acids. Gene Ontology annotation, molecular function: dioxygenase activity. The record is from RefSeq and is a predicted model, not a curated record.
GACAGCCAGUAAUAGGGCCCACACAAUCUACCCGAAGUCACUGCCCCCAUGCGGAGGUCGAUAUCAUGUUCGGUAACGCUGAAGAAUGAACAACUUCGUUUGCUUAUGCAAAAAGCUAUUUAAACAAAAGAAGCCGAACGACCGAUCUAUCCGAGAAUAGUUCCAUCAUCAUACGAGGUCCAUCUCUCGAGUUGCUGUAGCUAGUUGACGGACAUUGGAAUUUCCGCAAUAUAAAUGCGAUCAAUGAUAUAUACUGAAUCAAGUAGAAGCAGUGAUCAGCUUGUUUAUCCUCAUCAUAGUAUCAUAGUUGAAGUCUUUCAUCUGCCUCGUCAAAAAUGGUAUCCCUUACUACCGCCUCAGCGCCGAAUGCCAUCGAGGGUCUGGCUGGAAGACCAGCAUUUCCCACAGAUUUGCCAAUUGCACACAUCUCCAACAUCUCCCAUCAGAAGAUUCUAGAUGGUGAUAUUGAUGAGAUCUCUAAGGUCAUCAAGUCCGCUAGGGACAUUGGAUUUUUCCGCGUUGAUCUCAGGGAAUCUGAUAUUGGCCAGCGGUUCCUGGCUGCAGCAAACAACAUGUUUGCAUUGGCUGAAGAGACCUUUGAUCUGCCCACGGAUACAAAGCUCGCUGACAGUUUCCUCAACCACGGCGACACUUUACUUGGAUACAAAGGGUUAGGAGCCUCAGUUGUAGACAAAAAUGGCACUCCCGAUAACAACGAACAAUACUGGAUUGGUUGCGGAGAUAUCGAAGGCAAUGGCCGCUCGCGCGCUGUUUACAAUGAGGUAAUCAAAAGCAAGAUGGCGCAACUUCAAGAGUUCAUUGACCUCGGGAAGGUCGUGACAGACAAAUUCCUGUUGAUCUUCUCUGCGGUCUUGGGAGUCGGACCGGAGAGCCAAGACUUCUUACCGAAGCUGCACAGUCACAGCAAUAACUCUGGUAGCCACGUUCGUCUGUUGAAAUGCCCUCCUAAGCCAAAGAAUGCCAACGUCAGCCUGCAGCCACACACAGACUGGGGCACCCUGACUGUAUUGUUCAACGUUCUAGGCGGGCUUCAGAUCUUUGUUCCAGAGAAUCUCGCUGGCCCCGGAGAACAGGCUGGCUGGAAGUAUGUCAAGCCGGAGCCUGGUAUGGCUAUCUUCAAUCUGGGUGAUGCAUUUGUCAAAUGGUCGGACGGUGAGCUCAAGAGCACCAUUCACCGUGUCGCCAACCCUCCGGGCGAUCAAGCGAAAUGGACACGAUAUAGUUUGGCGUACUUCACUCGUCCUGACAACGACGUCCCGCUGAAGCCUCUUGGCAGAAAGAGUGUGCCAUCUGAGGCAGCCACAGGAUACCCAACAUUCAAGGAGUGGGCUAUGAGAAGAGCUAUGGCGGGUAGAUCCGACAGCUUCAAGGCAGGCGAUUGGGAGAAGGGUCAAGGAACUGAAACGGUCAUGAGUGCUCAAGCAAGAGUAGUGGCCUAA